This is a messenger RNA of Panicum hallii, 1230 nucleotides long. Its product is annotated as peroxidase P7-like. Gene Ontology annotation, biological process: hydrogen peroxide catabolic process; response to oxidative stress. Bases 67 to 1059 code for a protein of 330 amino acids. The record is from RefSeq and is a predicted model, not a curated record. Gene Ontology annotation, molecular function: peroxidase activity; heme binding. Lineage: Eukaryota; Viridiplantae; Streptophyta; Magnoliopsida; Poales; Poaceae. The transcript is spliced from 3 exons.
UUGAUCAGUGAAUUAGUUAUUUAGUUGAGUGAUAGCGCAGUUAGCUAGCUGAUUAAUUAGCUAGCAAUGGCGACCUCGAUGGCUCGCCGAUUCGUGGUGGCGGCGUGCGUCGCGGCCAUGGCGUUCGCUCUCUUGGCAGCGCCCAGCAGCGGGCAGCUGGACCCGCACUUCUACGACAAGGCGUGCCCGGCGGCGCUCCCCACCAUCAGGAGGGUGGUGGAGGAGGCCGUGGCGGCGGAGCCGCGCAUGGGCGCCUCGCUCCUGCGCCUGCACUUCCACGACUGCUUCGUCAACGGGUGCGACGGCUCGAUCCUUCUGGACGACACUCCCUUCUUCACCGGCGAGAAGAAGGCCUCGCCGAACGUCAACUCCGUCCGCGGCUUCGACGUGAUCGACCGCAUCAAGGCCGCCGUCAACGCCGCCUGCAGGGGCAACGUCGUCUCCUGCGCCGACAUCGUCGCCGUCGCGGCACGUGACUCCGUCGUCGCGCUGGGAGGGCCGUCGUACAACGUGCCGCUGGGCCGCCGGGACGCGCGCACGGCGAGCCAAUCGGCGGCGAACAACAGCAUCCCAGCGCCGACUUUCAGCCUCGAUCGCCUCGCCUCCAGCUUCGCCUCGCACGGCCUCUCGCUCCAGGACCUCGUCGUGCUCUCGGGCGGCCACACGCUGGGCUUCUCCCGCUGCACCAACUUCCGGGACCGCCUCUACAACGAGACCGCCGCGCUGGACGGCCCCCUCGCGGCGUCGCUCCGGGCCGUGUGCCCGCGCGCCACCGGCGGCGGCGACGACAACCUGGCCCCGCUCGACCCGACGCCCGCGCGGUUCGACGGCGCCUACUUCGCCUCGCUGCUGCGGCGCAGGGGCGUGCUGCACUCGGACCAGCAGCUGUUCGCCGGCGGCCUCGGCGCCACCGACGCGCUCGUGCGGUUCUACGCCGCGAACCCGGACGCGUUCAGGAGGGACUUCGCGGAGGCCAUGGUGAGGAUGGCCAGCCUCGGCCCGCUCACCGGGGCCAGCGGCGAGAUCCGCUACGACUGCAGGAAGGUGAACUACUCUUGAGAGAGCAGGCUGGAGCCUGUGGUGUAAAGUGUGCUGUCCAAUCCAGAACUGUCGUCGUGUCAAACAGGGUGCUUAAAGUUCAGUUACAUUUUCUACACGUCCUGAGAUUAGGAUUUUAUUUGUAAUUUAUGCUUCAUCUUGUGUUGUACCACGCUUUGAAUCAUAAGUGUU